AUGACUACAGCUCAGAGAGAGGAGGAGGAAGAGGAGAAGAGGAAGACGACAGCUCAGAGAGAGGAGGAGAAAGAGGAGGAGAGGAAGACUACAGCUCACAGAGAGGAGGAGGAGGAGGAGGAGGAGGAGGAGGGGGAUGAGGAUGAGGAGGUGGAGGGGGAUGAGGAGGUGGAGGGGGAAGGAGCAGCUGCAGACAGACCUGAUGAAGAUAAAGAUGCUGCUGUGAUGAAGAAGAAGAUGAAAUUCAAAGACUCUAAGUUUGUUCCAGGAAUCAUUUACCUGGGUCACAUUCCUCCGAAGCUCCGCCCCAAACACCUGAGGAACAUGUUGUCAGUGCACGGAGAGAUCGGACGAGUGUUCCUGCAACCUGAAGAUACUCACGUAAGGAGGAGGAAGAAGAAGUCUGGCUUGAGGAGGUGUGACUUCACUGAAGGGUGGGUGGAGUUCAGGGAUAAACGAGUGGCGAAGAGCGUGGCGGCGUCUCUCCACAACACGCAGAUGGGAAACAGGAAACGCCAUCGCUUCUCUGCUGACCUCUGGUGCAUCAAG
Paralichthys olivaceus (Japanese flounder) is the source of this 549-nucleotide messenger RNA. NCBI's taxonomy places the organism in Eukaryota, Metazoa, Chordata, Actinopteri, Pleuronectiformes, Paralichthyidae. The record is from RefSeq and is a predicted model, not a curated record.